Messenger RNA from Ipomoea triloba (trilobed morning glory), 1674 nucleotides. RefSeq lists its product as uncharacterized. The transcript is spliced from 2 exons. Bases 1 to 1674 code for a protein of 557 amino acids. NCBI's taxonomy places the organism in Eukaryota, Viridiplantae, Streptophyta, Magnoliopsida, Solanales, Convolvulaceae. The record is from RefSeq and is a predicted model, not a curated record.
AUGCCUUUGGUGUUGAAAAACCUAUACACUGGAGUUGAUGAUGCUUCAAAGAAUUUCCGUACAUGUGUUAGGACUUACAACAAUACAUUUGCUUUUACUUCACUUGGCAUUCAUCAGUAUGAUAAAAAUCUUUGUAAGCGUAAUAAAGGCAUAUAUACGUUCAAAGUUCAAGGGCAAAUGUAUCAUUUUAUCAAUGACUUAUUGCCUGAUGGUUGUCCGCCACGCAAUUUGCAACUCUAUUUUUAUGACACUGACCAUGAAAUUGAAAAUCGAGUUGAAAGUGUUGCUAGAUUGGAAGAGAACAUUGUCAAAGCUUUGAUAGAAGUCAUGUCUUGCAAUCCAUACGCAAAUUUCUUUAGAAGUCUUAAGGAUGUUGUUCACUCUGAUGACUUUAAUAUUUUGUUGAACUCUUCACCUUCAUUGGAUCAAAGACUUUAUAAUUCGCCAACUGCUUCUCAAGUUGCUGCUGUAUGGAUUGAAGACUAUGAUGGAGUUGAAGAUAAUAGGAAUAUUAGGGUAUAUGCACAUUGUGGUCGGUCACAAAAUAUCCAAUACUAUUAUGGUUGUUAUGAUCCAUUACAAUACCCUUUGUUAUUCCCAUUUGGUGAUGUUGGAUGGCAUGAGGGUAUUCAAAGAGCCUUGCAAUCGAGGAAUUUACAACCUCUUGGUUAUGUAAAUUCUUUAUCUAUUAAUGCAAACACUCAAUUAUCUGUUGAUGAUCUAAUUCGAGCAAAGGAAGCAGUGUUUCGAGAAGGCCUCGUUGAUAGCGUUGGAACGGGUGCUGUGUUUGGUAAUGAGGUCGGGUGCAGAGUUAUUUUGCCAUCGUCAUUCAUUGGAGGUCCUAGAGAUAUGCGUGGUCGAUAUAUGGAUGCAAUGUCCCUUGUCCAAAACUUUGGCAAACCUGAUAUGUUUUUAACCAUGACAUGUAACCCUAAUUGGCCUGAAAUUAAAGGGCUCUUGCAAUACAAUGACGACGCACAAAACAGGCCAGACUUGAUUGCAAGAGUGUUCCACGCAAAAAUGCAAGAACUUAAGAAUGAUAUUACAAAGAAACAAUUUUUUGGCGAAAUUGCUGCAUACACUUAUGUAAUCGAGUUCCAAAAGAGAGGAUUGCCACAUGCUCAUUUCCUUAUUAUUCUAAAAGACAAAUGUCAUGCAAUGUCUCCUUCUUUUGUUGAUAAUUUUGUAUCGGCAGAAAUACCAGAUAAACAUCUUCAACCUGCGUUGUACGAGCUUGUAAAAAAACAUAUGGUUCAUGGUCCUUGUGGUUUUCUUAAUCCAAAUUGCCCUUGCAUGACACAAAGGAAAUGCAAAUCCGCACCUACUUGUAAAAGUAAAUACCCCAAACUAUUUAGCGAUGCCACUGAGUUUGCUGAUGAAUCUUACCCUAUAUAUAAGAGACGCAAUACACCCUUUUUGGUUCAUGUUAAAGGGUUUAAUCUUGAUAAUAGAUGGAUAGUGCCUUAUAAUCCCCAGUUAUUACUUAAGUUUGAUUGCCAUAUAAAUGUGGAAGUCUAUGCCAGUAUUAAGUCUGUGAAGUACAUUUAUAAAUAUAUUUACAAAGGCCAUGAUAGAGUAAGCAUGACUUUGGGUGAUAACAAUGAUGAUCGUGUGAUUGAUGAAAUUAAAGAAUACCAAAAUGCAAGAUGGAUCUCGCGCCCUGAAGCUGCAUAG